UUGGGCACGGGAGUUAUUUCUUGGGUAGCUUUAGGUAGAGAUCGUUUUGAUAAGGACCUGCCUCGCAUGGGCCAGUAGGCCUUCUGCAAUGUUCCUCCAUUCUUAUGUUCUUAUGUUAACUUCCUCGCUCCACCUCAUGGAACAGACCCGGGUCGGGACCCGUCCCAGAGAACCCACCAGUAGUGGGCUCAGUAGUGAGGUGUACAACAAACUACAUAAGGAGGCUAUGACGACAACAGAUCAUUAGUUAUCUGGAAGAAUGUGUUCGAGGAUGAUCUUCUCAACGUAUGUGAUGCUUCAGACGGUCGGGACGCUAGUCUCCUGCAGACCAGAGACCAUGGGACCCUUUCUUCAUGGUCCUCCAGCAUCAAUGGCAGUUGGAGUAUUGUCUUCCAACAGUCCUAAAUAUUUGCCAAUUACAACAAAAGUGGAAAAUAAUUCUAAAUAUAUGCCACUUUCACCUAAGGAAGAAGGUCGUUCGUCUAAUUUGAAACAAAUGCCACAUAACACGAAGGAAGGAAAUGAUUCUUAUAAUCCUAAAAAUAUGCCACUUAGUCCUAAGGAAGGAACUAACUCGUUUGUUGCCACAUCAGAUCUUUUUGGGAAAAAAAGUGGUGUGAAUCUCCCACACCUGUCUACCCCUGGCAAGGUGGGUGUGGAGUUCCCCACACCUUUCUCUGGCAAGGUCUACCUGCUGACUGUGGUCUACCUGGUCCUACCUGCUGACUGUGGUACUACUGGGUCUAAAUCUCUGCUGACUGUGGUCUACCUGGGUCUUCUACCUGCUGACUGUGGUCUACCUGGGUCUUCCUCUAUGCUGGCAGUGGUCCUACCUGGGUCUACCUGCAGACUGUUGGUCUACCAGGGUCCUACCUUGCUGACUGUGGUCUACCUGGGUCUAAACUACCUCUGA
Cherax quadricarinatus is the source of this 913-nucleotide messenger RNA. The record is from RefSeq and is a predicted model, not a curated record. NCBI's taxonomy places the organism in Eukaryota, Metazoa, Arthropoda, Malacostraca, Decapoda, Parastacidae.